This is a messenger RNA of Dentiscutata heterogama, 1052 nucleotides long. The record is from the annotation of a GenBank genome assembly. NCBI's taxonomy places the organism in Eukaryota, Fungi, Glomeromycota, Glomeromycetes, Diversisporales, Gigasporaceae.
UACCUGAUGUCUCUCCGAAUGACCUCUCUCAACAUGGAAAUAAUAAUUCUUCUCUUAGAAAAAAAGGAAAUAAAAAAUUUUUAAUUAGUUUUAAUAAUAAUAGUAAUAAAACUUCCUCUUCAAAUAAUCAAAAGAAACAAAAAUCUUCUACUCCAUCUGUAUUUAUAAUAACAAUUGAAGAUCGAAGUCAAUUAUUAAGUAUACGUAGACAAAUUUCUGACUUUGUAGAGUUUGAUCAGCAGCUUCGUCAAGAAUUUCCAAAAUCUAGACCUACCCUACCUUCGUUAGAUGAUCGAAGAAAAUCAUUUUUAUUACCUCGACAUUUAUUUACUCGUAAAUCUACUGCUGAAAAACUUGAAAGUUAUUUAAGAAAAGUUUUAAGUGAUUCACAUUUAAAAUCUUCAGCUGUUUUACGUGAUUUCUUAAGUGUUAAAUCUGAAAAAGAUUCUAUUAGAUGGAAAAAAUCUUCAAAUUCAAAUAGUAUUAUAGAUAAUAGAUCUGUAACAAAUGUAGUUUUAAAACCUCAUAAACCUUCUAUAGAUGAUUACGAUUUAAUAAAAGUUCUUGGUAGAGGUUGUAUGGGAAAGGUAAUCUUAUCAAGGGAAAAAUCUACAAAUAGAUUAUAUGCUCUCAAAGUUAUUUCCAAAGAAUGGGUGGUUUUUCGGCAAGAGGUUGAACAUACGAGAACUGAACGAGAUAUUCUUGCGAUUGCUUCCAGAACUUCUCAUCCUUUCCUUAUUAGAUUACGUGAAUCUUUUCAUGAUAGUAAUCAAUUAUUUCUUGUUUUGGAUUAUUAUCCUGGUGGUGAUAUUGCUACUCAAUUAGCUAAAUGGCAUAGAUUUGAUGAUGCCAGAUGUCUUUUCUAUGCCGCUGAAAUUGUUCUUGGUAUAGAAGAGUUACAUCGUUUGGGUAUUGUGUAUCGCGAUUUGAAACCUGAAAAUAUUCUUAUCGGUCGUGACGGACAUAUUGUUCUCACUGAUUUUGGGUUAUCAAAACAAUUUAAUCAUUCAUGGCAAAAAACUAACACUUUCUGUGGUACCGCUGAAUACUUG